Molecule: messenger RNA, 415 nt
Organism: Funneliformis caledonium
Lineage: Eukaryota; Fungi; Glomeromycota; Glomeromycetes; Glomerales; Glomeraceae
Source: the annotation of a GenBank genome assembly
AAUUAUCUGGAAAAGUUACCAUCUACAGAAAAGUAUAAGAAACGUGUCAAGUGUUUUGUUAAAAUUUCUGGUCAACCUUGCGGACAUAUAAUGAAAUCUGAUGGUAGUACUAGAAAUUUUAUUUUUCAUUUAGCAAAGCAUCAUAUUACACGCGAUAGUAAUCUAUCACAGAAUAAUAAAAAUGUUGAUGAAACUCAAAAUAUUUCUGCCAAAAAAAAUCAAUUAGAUAGAAAGUUUGUUGGAAUUAUUAUAAAAGAUGAUCAACUAAUAAGCAUUAGAAAUGAUGAAGGGUUUCACGAAUUUGUGAAAGAAUUAGAUCCACUUUAUGAAUUACCAAGCAAUAAAAAAGUGAGAGAACUGCUAGUUAAGAGUUAUAAUUUUUGUAAAAAAGAAAUUAUUCAUCUAUUUGAACAAG